Molecule: messenger RNA, 1641 nt
Organism: Rangifer tarandus platyrhynchus (Svalbard reindeer)
Lineage: Eukaryota; Metazoa; Chordata; Mammalia; Artiodactyla; Cervidae
Source: the annotation of a GenBank genome assembly
AUGACCGGGGAGAAGAUCCGCUCAUUGCGGAGGGACCACAAGCCCAGCAAAGAAGAGGGGGACCUGCUGGAGCCUGGGGAUGAGGAAGCGGCGGCUGCCCUCGGCGGCACCUUUACCGGAGGCAGGAUUGGCACAGGCGGCAGCAGCAAGAGCGGUAGAGCCUGUCAUAAGAUCUUCAGUAACCAUCACCACCGGCUACAGCUGAAGACAGCUCCGGCCUCCUCCAAUCCCCCCGGCGCCCCGGCCCUGCCGCUGCACAAUUCAUCCGCGACUCCCAUCUCCCAGUCCCCGGCUCUUUUAGCUGGCACCAACCCCAUUGCUGUCGUCGCAGGUGGAGGCAAUUGCCCUGCACACUACCCGGUGCACGAGUGCGUCUUCAAGGGGGAUGUGAGGAGACUGUCCUCUCUCAUCCGCACGCACAAUAUCGGGCAGAAAGAUAAUCACGGAAACACUCCUUUACAUCUUGCUGUGAUGUUAGGAAAUAAAGAAUGUGCCCAUUUACUUUUGGCUCACAAUGCUCCAGUAAAGGUGAAAAAUGCUCAGGGAUGGAGCCCGCUGGCGGAAGCCAUCAGUUAUGGAGACAGACAGAUGAUUACAGCUCUUUUAAGGAAGCUUAAGCAGCAAUCCAGGGAAAGUGUUGAAGAAAAACGACCUCGAUUAUUAAAAGCCCUGAAAGAGCUAGGUGACUUUUAUCUUGAACUUCACUGGGAUUUUCAAAGCUGGGUGCCUUUACUUUCCCGAAUUCUGCCUUCUGAUGCAUGUAAAAUAUACAAGCAAGGUAUCAAUAUCAGGCUUGACACUACUCUCAUAGACUUUAGUGACAUGAAGUGCCAACGAGGGGAUUUAAGCUUCAUUUUCAAUGGGGAUGCGGCACCCUCUGAAUCUUUUGUAGUAUUAGACAAUGAACAAAAAGUUUAUCAGCGAAUACACCAUGAGGAAUCAGAGAUGGAAACAGAAGAAGAGGUUGACAUUUUAAUGAGUAGUGAUAUUUACUCUGCAACCUUAUCCACCAAAUCAAUUUCUUUCACGCGUGCCCAAACUGGAUGGCUUUUUCGGGAAGAUAAAACAGAAAGGGUAGGAAACUUUUUGGCCGACUUUUAUCUGGUGAAUGGACUUGUUUUAGAAUCAAGAAAAAGAAGAGAACAUCUCAGUGAAGAAGACAUUCUUCGAAAUAAGGCCAUUAUGGAGAGUUUGAGUAAAGGUGGAAAUAUAAUGGAACAGAAUUUUGAGCCGAUUCGAAGACAGUCCCUUACCCCUCCUCCUCAGAACACUAUUACGUGGGAAGAGUAUAUAUCUGCUGAAAAUGGAAAAGCUCCUCAUCUGGGUAGAGAACUGGUGUGCAAAGAAAGUAAGAAAACAUUUAAAGCCACAAUAGCCAUGAGCCAGGAAUUUCCCUUGGGAAUUGAAUCAUUAUUGAAUGUUUUGGAAGUAAUAGCUCCCUUCAAGCACUUUAAUAAGCUUAGAGAAUUUGUUCAAAUGAAACUUCCUCCAGGCUUUCCUGUAAAACUAGAUAUACCCGUGUUUCCUACGAUCACAGCCACUGUGACUUUUCAGGAGUUUCGAUAUGAUGAAUUUGAUGGCUCCAUCUUCACCAUACCUGAAGACUACAAGGAAGACCCAAGCCGUUUUCCUGAUCUUUAA